This is a messenger RNA of Coniosporium apollinis CBS 100218, 693 nucleotides long. RefSeq lists its product as uncharacterized. Gene Ontology annotation, biological process: intracellular iron ion homeostasis; iron ion transport. Lineage: Eukaryota; Fungi; Ascomycota; Dothideomycetes. Gene Ontology annotation, molecular function: ferrous iron binding; ferric iron binding. The coding region runs from base 1 to 693 and encodes 230 amino acids. The transcript has 3 exons. Gene Ontology annotation, cellular component: cytoplasm. The record is from RefSeq and is a predicted model, not a curated record.
AUGCCGCGAGGAGUUGAACAAGUUCAGGCAGCCAUCGAGGCACACUCCCUCGCCAACAUCGAUGACUAUGUCAAGACCAGCACCAUGCACCCGGAGCUUGAAGAGGCCGUCCAGCACCACAUCCUUCUCGAGCUGAAAAGCUGGUUCUUCUUCCGCAAGCUGUCUUGCGACUGUGCCCGUGCCAAUAUAGCUUUGCACGGCUUUAAUCUGCUUUUCAAGCGUUGUGCCAUUGAGUGCUUCGCGGACGCCAACUGGCUCGAAUGCUAUCUCGUUCAGCGCGGCGGCAUCUGCAGGCCCGUCGACAUCCCGGCCCCGACCGUCGCCUUCCCCGACGACCCAGUCGACCCCGUGCAGCCCGUCUACGAGGCCCUCCGAGUCGAAAAGGCCAUCCUGGAGGACGCGAUCCGCCUGUGUAAGCUCGCCGACAAGCACGGCGACUAUCCGCUGGACGAUGCAAUUGAGACGCGCUUCCUGAAGAAGGAGACGAAGCAUGUCAAGGACAUGGGAGAUCUGCUGCAGCAGUGUGUCAGGGUCUCGAAGGAUGUGGGCCAUGGUGUCUACCAUCUCGACAAGGAGUUGCGCUGGAAGAAGGGCAUUACGCCGUGGGCGAAGGAGAACAAUCCCGACAACAAUGACUUGCUUCUCAAGGAGGCUGCUAAGGACUUGCAUGAUCCACUGUUGUAUCCUCAGUGA